Acyrthosiphon pisum (pea aphid) is the source of this 1324-nucleotide messenger RNA. It is a transcript of the gene Galt, whose product is annotated as Galactose-1-phosphate uridylyltransferase. The coding region runs from base 137 to 1177 and encodes 346 amino acids. Gene Ontology annotation, cellular component: cytoplasm. The record is from RefSeq and is a predicted model, not a curated record. Gene Ontology annotation, biological process: beta-D-galactose catabolic process via UDP-galactose, Leloir pathway. NCBI's taxonomy places the organism in Eukaryota, Metazoa, Arthropoda, Insecta, Hemiptera, Aphididae. The transcript has 7 exons. Gene Ontology annotation, molecular function: zinc ion binding; UDP-glucose:hexose-1-phosphate uridylyltransferase activity.
UCUUAUCUUUAAAAAUAUGUAAACCUUAAGACUACGUCAGUUGAAUAAUUAUCGAUUAUUUUCUUAAGUGCACAUCUUUUUAUAAGAAAAAUCAUAUUUAUUUGAUACAUUCAACAGAAAAUAAAUUUAAGACACCAUGGAGUUCAACGCAUCAGAACACCCUCAUAGGAGGUAUAAUCCAUUAAAAGGAGAAUGGAUUUUGGUAUCUCCUCACCGAAUGAAAAGACCUUGGGAUGGACAAACAGAGUCUGUGCACAGUGAUAUGGGUCCAGAAUUUGAUCCUACCAACCCCCUAUGUCCUGGUGUAGUCAGGAGUAGUGGUAUUUUGACUCCUGAGUACAAAUCUACAUAUGUAUUUACAAAUGACUUUCCAGCCAUGUUAGAGGAUACACCAUCACCUCCCCAAAGUGAUGAUCCUUUGUUUCAAAUUGAAGGAGUUAAAGGUACAUGUCGUGUUAUGUGUUUUUAUCCCAAAUCCAAUGUGACAAUUGCUCUUAUGUCUAUAAAUGAUAUAGUAACAGUGAUAUCAAGUUGGAUACAGCAAUUGGAAGAACUGGGAAAGACCUAUACUUGGGUGCAAAUAUUUGAAAACAAAGGUACUAUGAUGGGUUGUUCUAAUCAUCAUCCCCAUUGCCAAAUAUGGGCUUGUUCAUUUUUACCAAAUGAACCACGUAUCAAAGAUAUUAAUCAGAGAGAAUAUCUGGAAAAGCAUGGAAGACCAAUGCUGAUGGAUUAUGUUGAUCGUGAAUUAAAAGCAAAAAUAAGAAUUGUUACUGAAAAUCAACAUUGGGUUGUUUUGGUGCCAUUUUGGGCUAUAUGGCCAUAUGAGACUAUGGUAUUACCUAAACGACAUGUAAAAAGGAUGAACGAAAUUACAGAACAUGAAAAAACAACUUUGGCAUCAGUAAUGAAAAUAUUGACAAUAAAAUAUGAUAACAUGUUCAAAACAUCAUUUCCAUAUUCAAUGGGUUGGCAUGGUGCACCAACUGGACCAAAUUGUGAAAAUAGUGACCACUGGGUAUUUCAUGGAAUUUAUUUGCCUCCAUUGUUACGUUCAGCAACAGUGAAAAAAUUCAUAUCCGGAUUUGAGCUAUUGGCACAAUGCCAAAGAGAUUUAACCGCUGAACAAGCUGCAGAACGACUAAGAUCACAAUCAGAUGUUCACUAUUUGGAAUAAAACCAAACAAACAUAUUUAGUUCAUGUCUGAAGUUCAGAGACCUUUUUAUUAUCAAAAUAAUUGUCAUACGAUUACAACGUUAUAGUAGUUACAUUAUAUAGUUUAUCAACAAUAUAUUUUUUUUAAUAUAUUGGAAAGUUUUCGUC